AUGAGUCUGUCGCCCCGACCAGCGAUUGAGCAGGACCCGGACUCUUCGGUAGAAGAUGUCGUCGAGUCUCCACGCCCUCCUCGUCUGGGGGAUCCGUCUACGAAGAUAGGAGAGGAUCAGACUCCGGGCCAGGCGAAUGAAGGCACUGUCCUUGACAGCAUCGAGACCGCAAUUGCCAGGCGCAUCCAGUCUGAUCCCAAGACAAACCUCAAAGAGAUGCACACCCGCGUAUCCGCCUUCCCCGUUGUGCUUAAGGAGGGGCGUGAGGUCUGUCCCUUCUACAUUAGCGACUGCAUAGACUAUUACCGCGCACUAUACGAUGGAUCCGCCAGUGGUCAAUCUGCGGCCGCAAGUACAUCCCAUACUGAUAGCAGGUCACAAGUCCUGUCGAGCAGGAGCUCGCGAACGUCGGCCCCGUCUUUGACAGACGGAGGGCUCCUGAGCACUCUAGCGCUGGAAGAUCUAACAAACACAAUUGCGAUAAUCCUGCCGAAUGAUGACUCGAAACCGAUGAGGUCGGCGAAGAGGGACGGAAACACGAGCUACAUCUCCCAGGCGAUUGUCGAGCGGUGUGGGUUGAAAGAGAUUUCAAAAUCCAAGGUCGUAGUUGAGUUGAGGCACACAAUCACCGUAAACGACCGUGGACGAGUGUAUCGCGUUCCGGACUGCGUGUUUCGCAUCCGGCCCGGCUUAGAGACUGACCUCGCCAUUGGACGCGAAGUUCAAGAAAAGCUCCAGAAGCAUGUUGGGCAUCCAGAAUAUAGCUAUGAUCCUGACAAUUCAACCGAGGAUCUAGUGUCAAUCGAUGGCCGGCGAAAACCUGCCUCCAUAAGAGCCGGAAAUGUGGAGGCGUCGAGCCAUGCCGGAUCUAGCCAUCGUGGUUCGUUGGGAACAGCGACUUCCAAGGACUAUGUAGAGCUUAUCCAUCGAGUUUUAGACGCAGAUAUAGUGCAGCACCCGGCAGACGACGGAAGGGCACAUAGGAGUCGUCACGACCGCCACCACCUACCACCGCCAGAAUCUUCGGGCAGAAGUCGGCACCUCAACCAAGCCUCGGGCCAGGCGCCGAUAGCAUGGCAGUGGCUGACUCGCAAUUUUAUCGAAGGGCUUGUUUUCAAAGAUGCAUCUUUUUCGAUUGAUACAGAAGACUGCUUGGGCUCAGCUUGCGACGAUCGAAAACAUGACUUCGACACUGCGCCUAUAUGUUGUGGACGUUAG
Truncatella angustata is the source of this 1218-nucleotide messenger RNA. RefSeq lists its product as uncharacterized. NCBI's taxonomy places the organism in Eukaryota, Fungi, Ascomycota, Sordariomycetes, Amphisphaeriales, Sporocadaceae. The coding region runs from base 1 to 1218 and encodes 405 amino acids. The record is from RefSeq and is a predicted model, not a curated record. The transcript has 4 exons.